Messenger RNA from Suillus subaureus, 1445 nucleotides. Its product is annotated as P-loop containing nucleoside triphosphate hydrolase protein. Gene Ontology annotation, cellular component: cytoplasm. The transcript has 5 exons. Gene Ontology annotation, biological process: tRNA methylation; tRNA wobble uridine modification. Gene Ontology annotation, molecular function: GTP binding. The record is from RefSeq and is a predicted model, not a curated record. Bases 464 to 1366 code for a protein of 300 amino acids. Lineage: Eukaryota; Fungi; Basidiomycota; Agaricomycetes; Boletales; Suillaceae.
GCUGUCCAAGUCCAGGAUCAUCAAUCAUCUUUGCGGUACCGGCUGGUUACUGUAGGAGCUGUAUGAUGGUGCGACAUUGCUGAACGAAGUCUGCGUGCGCCUCGGUCUUGCCAAUUCGGCCGAGACUCAUGCCCGUACCUGCCACUGUGAUAAUUGGCAACUUGGCAAACUCUUGGCACCUAACUGCACGUUGCCAUUAAUAUUAUUUGGCAGGCAUACUUGGUAAUAGCCUCGGUGACGUGGCAGAAACAAAUUGGGGACCCUCCUCAAUUGCUUCUACUACAGGUGUUGUUGGCAGAACUUUAUUGCUUCCCACGGCUAUAAUAUCCAGACCAACGUUGGGCCAAGGACUCGUCAAUUCAUGCCAACUUCGAUCAUAUGGAAAGGUUCACGCAGCCAGCUUAUAUGUCCUGUUGUUAUAAAGCCUGACUAGGCCCACUCUUUCCUCUCCAAAUCGCUCAUCAUGUUAAACAUUGGCGGACAUGUUUUAGCACUAGAAGUUAUCGCAACCACGGAGUCCACUAUUGAUCGACUCACGUCUCUUACGUUGAAAGCGCAGCGUAUAAAAACAACGCAGCCUGUUGAUCACGCUGCGGGCAGUACUACUGAGAGCGUUGCGACUAAUCAACCUGUGAAUGCCCCAGCAGCGGUUCGUUCAAUCGACAUAACGGGACAACCACCAUUGUCACUGUCUUCACAUGCGUCAUCCAGUAACGUGGCACAGACGCCCCCACGGGGAAGAAACGUUGUUUUCUUCGGUGAAACGGGUUCAGGCAAGAGUUCAAUCAUCAAUGCAAUUGCACGGAAACAGCUCGCGGAGACAUCCGACAACGCAACGGGGUGCACCUCAGGCCACAAACGCUACCCAGUAACAAUUUCCGACCAGAAAUUCGUCCUGUUUGACACCGCGGGUCUUGGAGAGGGACCUGCAGGCACAGUGCCAGACGCGGUGGCCAAAAGACAGUUAAAGAAAUUGCUGCGUCGCCUCAUGAGCUCUAGGUCGCCCUCAGAUGGCAUUGACCUUCUGGUGUACUGCGUGUCGUUCAGAACGACCGCUCUCGUUCGGGCCUACAACAUGUUUUACUCCAAGGUCUGCAAGAAGAAGGUCCCAAUCGUCAUCGUUAUCACAGGAUUGGAGAACGAGCCGAACAUGGAGAACUGGUGGGAUAAAAACAAGGGUAAAUUCAAAAGCAUGCAUUUCGCAGCCCAUGCUUGUGUCACUGCACUUCAGGAAUACCCAGGCAUCCCAGACGACGUCACUCGUCGCAUCGCAGAGUCGAGUGACACUCUAUGCAAUCUUCUUGUCAACAAUUGCAAGCGUUGGGCUGUCAAUGACAGUUGGUUCAAUCGUAUCGCAGGUUUAUAGUGCGCCUCAUCGUCGUGGUCAAAGGACUGAAUGUGCCCACAACAUGUUCCUGUACGGUCUCCAUAUUAUCCCGUCGUUU